CUGGCGUGACAGUUCAUGCUUGACAGCUGCAGUACGCGUUUUCUAAUUGAAUGCGUUUCGGCACUUCCUUCUUUCUAUCAAUCGCCGCCGACGUUCUCUUUCUUUUCGAGUCCAUACUUCAAAAUGCCUCCGAAGAAGGAUACCAAGGGAUCGGCGAAACAGCCGCAAAAGACCCAGAAGAAGAAGGAGGGAGGAUCCGGAGGAAAGGCCAAGAAGAAGAAGUGGUCGAAGGGAAAGGUCCGCGACAAGCUCAACAACCAGGUCCUCUUCGACAAGGCCACGUACGACAAACUGUACAAGGAGGUCCCUGCCUACAAGCUGAUCACCCCAUCGGUUGUGUCGGAAAGGCUGAAGAUUCGUGGAUCGCUGGCCAAGCGAGGCCUGCGUGAGCUCUGCCAGAAGGGGCUGAUCAAGCUGGUCGUGCAACACCAUGCCCAGGUCAUCUACACCCGCACCACGAAGGGAGACGAUCCAGUGGCGUAAGCUGGAGAUUCCGUUGUUUGCUUUGUGAUUGCAGCACAUCCCGCUAAAGCCAGCAGCAGCAGAUUCCUUUGUGUGAAUCCACAUCAUUAAACGCUUCGGAAUGGAAGAAAUAUACUUCUUGUAAACUAA
Anopheles merus is the source of this 612-nucleotide messenger RNA. RefSeq names its product 40S ribosomal protein S25 (gene RpS25). Lineage: Eukaryota; Metazoa; Arthropoda; Insecta; Diptera; Culicidae. Gene Ontology annotation, molecular function: structural constituent of ribosome. The coding region runs from base 16 to 483 and encodes 155 amino acids. The record is from RefSeq and is a predicted model, not a curated record. Gene Ontology annotation, cellular component: cytosolic small ribosomal subunit. The transcript is spliced from 2 exons.